Molecule: messenger RNA, 1710 nt
Organism: Colossoma macropomum (tambaqui)
Lineage: Eukaryota; Metazoa; Chordata; Actinopteri; Characiformes; Serrasalmidae
Gene: vcam1a
Product: vascular cell adhesion molecule 1a
Exons: 7
Coding region: 157-1710 (517 amino acids)
Biological process (GO): cell adhesion
Molecular function (GO): integrin binding
Source: RefSeq, a predicted model, not a curated record
AAUUGUGGUCCACUAUCUUGAUCGGCCUGCCUCCAGUUCCUGUCCUCUUAAAUUUAUAAAGUCCAUCCCAGCUCAGUACAGUCCAUUCAUCAACAGGAGCCACAUGGACUAUGAUUUAAUUUCAGAUUGAAUUACAUACAGAUUUGUGACAGAAAAAUGAAUGGAGAAAAUCAGCUCACUUUUGCCUUAUGGAUGAUGACACUGCAUCUAAUAGCAGGUGCUGGUAAGUUCAGAGCUCAGCUAGAGCCUAAAGCGGUGGUGAAACACGUGAGCGAGAGUUUGGAGCUCGUGUGCACAGCGCUGGACUGUCCAAGUGAAGCCAAGUUCACGUGGAAGACUCUAGGGGACAUCACAAUUGGUGGAGCAAUGAAGAGCAACCAGAUGACCUCACGCAAGACGUAUAGCCACUUAACGAUAGAUGAUGAGAAAACAGUUGUAUGCCACGUGGAUUGUGGAGGAAUAAAAGAACAAAGGAAGACAAAAAUACAAGUCUACUCGUUUCCUAGCGACCCUGUGAUAUCCCGCAAGAACGACUUGACGCUCAUGUGCACGGUUCGCAGUGUGUACUCCUCAGAAAUGUUUGAGCUGCACUGGCUGCAUGGGGAUACUGUCCUUCCAGGGGGAGAAAGCACAUUUUACUUCAGUAAUGGAGUCCAAGACGUCUCCUCUGAGUACACACUGAGUGAGGAGUACUUGGGGAAGAACAUCACCUGUAGAGGCACACUGAGUCUGAGUGGGAUACCGGAGGGCCAAAACAUCCGUUCAGUCACAGCUCAGUAUGGUCCAGCAUUCAUCACCACCUCCGGUAACACUACUGUGAAGGUUGGAGAGCAUUUGGAGCUGAGAUGUGAUGCAGAUGGGAAAUCAAACAUUUUGUGGAGGAAGUUAGGAAAGAGUGAGGUGACCCUGUUAAGCAGAGACAAAGUGGCUGUGAUUGAAAAUGUCACCCGGUCCGAUGCGGGCGUGUAUGAGUGUGAGGCGAGCACUGAACUGGCCAGUCGGCGGUCCACAGUGGGUGUAACUGUUCAAGGUCUUCCAAACGUCCCCACGCUCAGACAUAGCCAUGCAGGCAACCCAAGAGCAGGAGACUAUGUUACCAUAACCUGUGAUGCAGACAGCGACCCUCCAGUACAGCUGACAAUAUCUGGAGCUUCACUGAAUCAGGUGGAGAAACAAAGUUCUUCUGUAUCCAUAAACAUUCCCUCAAUUCAGCUGAAGCAUUCUGGGCUUUACUUCUGUGAGGCAAAAAAUGAAUUUGGCAGCAUGAGAAGCAGCAUCAACAUCACAGUUCAAGCUUCUCCCAGGAAUUCCACAGUGCUGGUGUACCCAUCUGCUGAGGUGAUGGAAGCUCAGAACAUCACAGUCCACUGCAGCACUGUGAGUUUCCCUCCAGCCACCAUCAUUCUGACAAGAGAAGCUGAUGGCUUUGAGUUCCGAUCUCCAAACGGCACCUUCCACCUGUUCAACCUCAAAUCAGAGGACAAGGGAACCUACAGGGUCAACUUCACGAAUGAACUGGGUUACGAAGUCCAGACCUUUGAACUCAUUGUUAAAGAGCAACAGACUGUCACGCCCAUCCUGACAAAAACCCUUGUUCCUGCCGUGGGUUCCGUGUCCCUGCUGACCGCUGCAGCUUUGCUACUGCGAUACCUGAGGAGAACCAAAAAAAACUCCAGUGAUUUUAACCUGGGCGAAGCAUUAGACAUGUAA